Molecule: messenger RNA, 8920 nt
Organism: Xyrichtys novacula (pearly razorfish)
Lineage: Eukaryota; Metazoa; Chordata; Actinopteri; Labriformes; Labridae
Source: the annotation of a GenBank genome assembly
AUGGCGCAGGACAUUACCAGCUUAACCGAAGAGGACUUUUUUGAGGGGAAAUCAGCCUGUUACUCAGAUACAGAAGCUUUGACUCAAGGAGACAAAGAAUAUGAUGACAUUUUGGAGCUUAAUCAGUUUGAUGGACUGCCCUAUUCCUCGAGGUUUUACAAAUUGCUUAGAGAGAGGAAAGAGCUGCCUGUGUGGAAAGCGAAAUGUGAAUUCAUGGACACUUUGGCAAACGGACAGUUUGUUGUUGUCAGUGGCUGUGCUGAAACUGGCAGGAGUUCUCAAGUGAGUACUGAGCGGGAUUUGACAAGAUUGCACCUCCAUGUGAAAUAGUGUACACUAACUUCACACAACAACACAAUUCAUUCUGAUUACUAGAGAUACUUUGGACCUCUGAAUAUUUACAGAGGAGUAUCUUAAAAUCAAAGGUGGCACAACAAAAUUUUUACAGACUGUGGAAAAUAUGAGUGGAACAAAAAAAUAAAAGACAAACAUUACUUAAAGAAAAUGGUUUAUUGUUGGGAGUAUAUUUGCUUAAGCAGAGUCCAGUUCCAGAUGAGACAAUUGUGUGUGAAAAUCCAAAAAUCCAUGGAAGAUCAAAUAUCCAAGACCAUCUGAGCCUGUGUUUUUAUGGUCACAAGAUAAUAUUGUGAUCAAAACAAAAGCAUGAACAAAGUUGAUAACUUUGAAAAGUGAGACAUAAGAUCAAUCCAACUCGUCUGAGAUAUUACAUAACCAAAAGGCGGGUAGAAAAUUGUACUUGCAAGAGUUCAAGAUUUGUCCCUGGAGUUUAAAAAGUUGGCUCUUGUAAUUGUAAAGAGACUUAUCCUGCUCUUUUUUUUUUUAAACAGAUUCCUCAGUGGUGUGCUGAAUUCUGCCUGUCAGUCCGGUUCCAGCACGGCAUGGUGGUUUGUACCCAGAUUCACUCUCAGCAGGCGGUAGAUCUUGCUUUGAGAGUGGCUGAUGAGAUGGAUGUCAACAUUGGCCACGAAGUUGGGUACAACAUCCCUCUGGAAAUAUGCUGCGCCAACGACACAGUCCUCAGGUAAACAAAAGCAGAAAGUGCUACCUCCAAACUCACAUCCACUAAGUGUUCAACUAUCUGGUUUCUCCCUCAAGGUUUUGAGACAGCACAGCCAUGACACACAAUGCUCCAUCACCCCGCCUUUUUCAAUCUCAAGAGAAAAGUGAACAAUAGGCUCAAGGGGGCUCCUUUCAGGGGGCGCCUCCACAGCUGUCCAGCUCCCUGUCCAUCCAUAUGUCUCCCCCACCUCAUGUGGGUGUCUCAUAAGUCAACAGGGGAACAAAGAAAACUCAGCACAUAGAGGGGAGGGUGAUAAGAUGAACGGGCAGCCAGCUAGUGCCAGUGUAUCCACUUCUGCCACAAAUGACCAGAGUAAAUUACUCUAAUAGGACAGGGCUGAUGUCUAGACAAAGUGUUUUUCAUUAAGGUGCCAUACUGAGUGUGGUGAAUAGAUGUCUUAAAUUAAGUGUGCCACUUUAUUGGCCUACGGUGAAAGAAAUCUAAGGAGAUGUGAAAGGGUUGAUUUGGUGGUGUGUUCAUGAGAAAAUGAGGAGAUGUACAACUACGGUGCAACAAAUGAAAAUGUAAAAAAAGAAUGCAAAAAAAAAAGAAGAAGCCACAACAGAAGUUAGCGAUGAAAAAAAGAAACCAAAGCCCACUGCUAAUAAAAAAAAGAAACAGUGCAGAUUUUUUUUUAAAAAGGCCACAACGGAAGUUAAUGACGCAAAAAAAAAUAGCGGUGCUAAAAAAAAAAAAAGCUACUGCAAAAAUAAAAGGAUGCAAAUGAAAAAUGCCACAACGGAAGUGAGCUGCCGAGGACCAAUAAUGACAAAUAGCGAGGUGUCUUCAUACUUACUUCUAUGAGUAAAGCAACCGAACCGCACAGAUACCGCACUGCAUUCUCCUCUCGUGGGUGGUUUUUUCGAGGCAUAGUGGGUUUCCCAUAUUAGCUAAAGCUAACACUACACCAGCAUCUGCCAGUUCAACCUCAUAUUGACUCAGGCACAACAUUGUAUAACUAAAUGACAUUGAAAAGCACACAAAGCGAAAUUAAACAAUAACCUUUCCACUUGCUUCUUUGCUCGUCUUCUCGCCGUCGUCUUCUGUGGCUGGAUCGUUAAACACCGGUGCAUCAUCACUAAUGGUCCCCGGUAGCUCUUUUUUUUUUAUUUGCAUCCUUUUAUUUUCGCAGUAAGUAACUUUUUUUUUGUCGCAUCGGCAGUUUAUUUUUUUUUAUUUCAUCGUUAACUUCAGUUGUGUUUUUUUUUUAUCUGCACUGUCUUUUUUUAUUUGCAGCAGGCUUUAAUUUUUUUUUUUUUUGUUUUUUUUUGCAUUGGUAACUUCUGUUGUUGCUUCUUUUUUUUUUUGCCUUCUUUUUUAUUUGCAGCAGUGGCGGUUCUCAGCCACCGUAGUAGUACAACAGCUGAAAGGACAUAACAGUGUAAACCAUCUUUUCUUUUUUCUUUUUUUCCACCCCAGGUACUGCACAGACGACAUGCUCCUGAGGGAAAUGAUGUCCGACCCUUUACUUGAGCGCUAUGGUGUGGUUGUCGUGGACCAGGCCCACCAGAGGACUGUCGCCACUGAUGUACUCCUGGGUCUCCUGAAGGACAUCGCUCUGCAGAGGCCUGAGCUUCGUGUUGUCCUCCUCACUGCAGUUGAAGCCGGACCCAAGCAGCUGAAACACUUCACCGGGUCUGCAAUGCCUUUAAUCUGCCUGGAGAACCCGGGUGAAGGGGAAGUGGUGUACAGUAGCACUGGUGAAGGUUACUUCUGUGCCGCUCUUCGUCUUGUACUGGAGAUCCACCGCUCUGAGGAGGAAGGAGAUGUGGUUGUGUUUCUGGUGACAACACAGGUAAAAGAAGUGCCACGAUUGAUUAAACAAACAGCCACAUACCACGUUCUGGUCUGAUAUUUUACUAUAUUGUAUUAUAUGAUACCAAAUCCAUAAAUAACUGACUACAUUUUCCCUUCUACAGGAGAUAAAUUUGGCCCAUGACAUCCUGUGUCAUGAGGGGCACAGUGUACCCCCUGACCUUGGCGAGCUCCAGCCCAUCGCCGUGCACCCUGGCCAGCCUGGUAAUCUUCCAAUUCGAGGGGACGAGGAGACGGAGCGAACCCGCCGAGUGUUCCUCACAUCCAGCCCAAAUGAGGACUUUUUCUGGGCUGUUAACUCGAUUAGCUUUGUUAUCGACGCAGGACUCGAGAAAAGAUAUGUGAGUUCAUCACCCUGUGUUGUAAUUAGAGAAACUAUCAAUAUGGAAGUCAAUCUGUGCCAUCUGAUUUUGAAUUUGAAUUUCUAAAGCUGAAUUUUUUAGCAUCAAAAUCAGACUUUGAAUUUCAAAACUAUUGAAUUUCAAGCAUGCAUUUUUAUUUCUGACACUUAUUUUUUCAGUUAAAAAAAAAUCUCUCAAAAUAUUCAUGUAGUAAAAAUUCAACUGAAAAAAAAAGUGUAAAAAAAAAAUUCAACAUGAAAAAUAAUUCAGUGUCAAAAAAUUCAGUGUAAAACAGCAAGAGCAAUCAAUUCCUCAAUCUUCCACUGGGGUCAGUGUCAUAUGACCAAUCUAGCAUUAUUUGAUUGGCAGGACGAUGGAUGAUUUAGCCAGGAAUCGAUUGCUCUACCUAAUUAGCUGGAUGUUGAGUUGGUCUGUUUUACAUUAAAUUUUUGGACACUGAAUUUUUUGGCAUUGAAUUUUUUUUAACACAUUUUUUUUUUAAGUUGAAUUUUUACUGCUCUAUACUUUUGAGAGACUGAGUUUUUACACUGAAUUUAUUUAAUCAUUGUGAAAAAUAUUAGCAUCAGAAAUAAAAAUGAAUGCUUGAAAUAGUUUCAAAAUUCAAAGUCUGAUUUUUGAUGCAAAACAAUUUGAUUUUAAAAAUUCAAAUUCAAAAUCAGAUGGCACAGAUUUACUUCCAUAUGUCAACACCCUUUCACUUUAACAGGAUGAGAAAUAUCAUUACUUCCAAUUAAGGACCAUUUAAAUUUAAGGUCUUUGUAGGAUGUUGCCGUCACUGUUGUUCUUUUCAACAACUUUUUUUUUUUUCCUCCUUCUUUAAUAAAUGAAUUUAAUGUUCUGACCGAAAUGAUGUUGCAGGUUUACAACCCCAGGAUCAGAACAAACUCAGUCAUCAUUCAGCCAAUCAGCACAGGUCAAGCCCAGAGUCGCAGACAGCUGGCAGGUCCAACAGGUGAGAAGUAAAGAAAGUGUCUGGCUCAUUAUUUCCUUAUUCACAUGCUGUCUCGACUCCAAUAACCAUCUUUCUGUCCUGCAGGGAGGUGUUUUUGUCUGUACCCAGAGGACAGACAGCUACCUGCAGACAUCCGCCCUCAUAUUGUGGAGUCUGACAUCACCUCCACCGUGCUCUUCUUGAAGAGGAUGGAGAUUGCUGGACUGCAUCAAUGUGACUUUAUUGACAGACCAGGUGAGGAGGCGACCAAACCAAUAAAACAGACAGGCAGUCUGUAUCGGCCAUGUCCUGUGAUAAUGAGAUGACAUUUGGGUUCAUUCAGUCCAUUCAGUCAGUUGUACUCAGACAGACAGAGGAUUUUUUAUUAGAGGGUAGUGAGCCGUGCCUCAGCUGUUCUGACAGCUCCUGUUCUGACAGCAUCCUUUUAGAGCUGACCUGCUUCCAUGUGCCUUUGUUUCCCCGGAUUUAUUCACCCCCACUUACAAAAACACACACUCAUACACACACCCACACACUGAGCCUAGUUGUUAGUGAGUUAGUUGAACAGAGUAUAAACAUAGUGCUGUUGUGUGGGAGUGUCCGUGCCUCUUUGUUUCCCUGUUGUUGUUCAUUGAAAACAUGUUUGCACCAAAGAGAGAACAGAAAAUCUCAUUUGUAGCAUGAGGGGCUCUUCAUUUUGCAUAGUGACAUAGUGAUGCAUGGCAGAUGUUGGUGAGGAUUAUAAAAUCCUAAUCUUCUGCUGCCUUUUUCCUAGGAGUGUGCCCACCAGGGUGCCAGUAUACUGUACAGGGGAUUGUCCCAGUGGGUCACCAUUUGGGAUUAUAUUUUAAAAAGCAUGGUAAAAUAAUCCCCAGCAGUGCAGUUUAAUGUAUUUUGAGUUUAAUUAAUAAUCUAGUAAAAACAUGAGACAGUCAUUUAGACUCGUGCUUGAUUCAGAAUGGGUAUGUUUGACAUUUUUGUUCACAGAUUUUUAAUUUAAUUUUGUGUAAAAAUUACAAAAACAAAUCUAAUCCAACCCUUCAUAUCACAGAUCCUGAAGGUCUCAUGCAGGCUUUGGAAGAGCUGGACUACCUGGCAGCUUUGGAUAAUGAUGGGAACCUGUCUGAGAUGGGUAUCAUCAUGUCUGAGUUCCCUCUGGAGCCUCAAAUGGCCAAAACUCUGCUCGCCUCCUGUGAGUUUGACUGUGUCAGCGAGGUGGUCAUCAUUGCUGCAAUGCUAACAGGUAAAACGCAAAACACUAAAUAUUGUGCAGUUCCAUUAUGUAACUUUUGGGGUAUUUUGUUUUUGCAAAGACUUGACAGUUUGAAAAAAAAAAGGAAAAAAAAAUGUCAUAAAUUAUGUGGAAAACUUAAAGCUCCUGUGAGGAACUUUCAGUUUGUGUCAAUUUUGGCGCCUCCUGUGGACAAAGUAGUAUUUGCUCAUCCAAUCCUUCAGCUACAGGUUACAUUUAUUGUUAAUAUUUUAAGUGGAAAAUUGUAAAAAAUAAGACUGCUGUGCUGACACUUUCCCCCUCACGCCAGUUUUAGGCGUCAAAAAUGAGGAUAUAAAAAUCUCAAAUCUUGUUCAUGAUGAUCUUCUUUACUUUUGGAUAUUAUUACAAGGUAGCAGUAUACAUUUCAGCCUAUUUCACAAAUGCCAAAAAAACCCAUAUAGGAGCUUUAAGUGUAAAAAAUGAGACUACUGUGGAAGUGACAAAAACUGCAGUUCCUCAAGUAUCCACUUGAGGCUGUAAAACACCUGUUUACAGUACAAUUAAACAUGUCUGUAUUUCUGACAACUGUACAUGGGAGCUCAUUAUUCCUGACUCAAUCAUUCUGGUUUUAUUAAAGCCAAUAGUUGGGCAUAAUGACACAUAAUUAGGGGCGUAACUGUUACAUCUCUCUGCCUCUUUCUAUGUUAUUUGAAGUCAUUAAAAUCAGACUUGCUUUGGUCUCAUAACCCUAGGGUCCAAAAUCUGCCAACAUCCCUGAAACUACGUCCAUGAGUGUACAAAUGGACGAAAUUUACAGACAUCACGCCUUAAGCACUCAGAGUUGCAUUGGAUUUAGGCGCAGGUUACUCAGAGAUAUUAGAUACAACAUUUUUCUGCUGAAAAGUUACGCAUAUGAGUCCUCCCAACUCAAACAAACAAACCAACAAGUUUUCUGUGUAUGUCUCAUGUGGUUAACUGUGUUUUAUUGUGGAUUUUUCAGCACCAACAUGCUUCCUGGUUCCCUCUGUGGACCUGAAGCCCGAGGCGACACAGAGCCACAUGAAGUUCCAGCACCCGGAGGGAGACCACUUCACCCUGAUCAACAUCUACAAAGCUUUUAAACAGUGCCAGCAAGAUCCACGUGAGUUUGGACAGCAUCACUCACAUGGGAACGAACACACCCAGAUGUUUCAGAGACCAGAAUUACACAUCCAGUAGUUUGUUAAUUCUCUCAUCCUCCGUCUUCAUCACUAACUCUGGUCUCCCACAUAAUCCUCUUUGUCAGACUGUGAUGCGGAGAAAUGGUGUCAGGAUUUCUAUUUGAACCACUCGGCUCUUCUGAUGGCUGACGCUCUUCGCACUGAGCUCACAGACACUCUGAAGAGGAUCGAGCUGCCUGUCUCGGUGCCUGCCUUUGGUUCCCGUAGCAACACCCUCAACAUAAAGAGAGCUCUGCUGGCAGGUUUCUUCAUGCAGGUCGGGAAAUAGAAAUCUUUUACAGUACUGAACACGAAACACGUCUGGGCUUUUCUACACCUGCUUUUAACUUCAAUUCAAUCUAUGACUGCCGUUGUUUGUAGUUCAUGCUAAUCAGUAUUUUCUUUAGGACUAUUUCUGCACCCAAAACUUAAAGCCAAGUCUAUUACCUCAACUUUGAGUUGCAUAAAAACUUCUUCUAAUGCUUGAACUUCUACUGAAUCUUAGCUACAACUUCAUUGAAUUCCCAACAAGUACAAGCUCUAGUAUUUUGAACUCCAUCAUCCUCUUAUUGUUCGUAUUCCAGCUGGAUCUGUCCCACUGAGAAAUAGACGGCUAUUAGAUGUCUAGUUUAUUUUAGACCUAAUUUCAACCGUCUAGAUUCUGUAUAUUUUUAGACGGAAUUUAGACGUUGCACUUUAACCCAUUUUUCGAUAAAGGUUUAUUUCAAAAAGCAAUUGUGAGUUGCAUAACUGAUCUCCAAGUACUUAACCAAAAUAACCCUUUAUUGCCUUUUGUAUCGUAUUUGAUACAUACUCUUAUAUACUUCUAUCAAAUCAAUAUGAUCAACAAAUUACUAAAAAAAACACCUGAAUACAGUCCAAUAAAUGAUAAAACAGUUAACAGUUUCCAAAAACAUCUAAUGUACCAAACGAGAUAAAUAAAUAUAUUUAUUGAAUUUGAAGGAAAUUUCGAUCAUUUUGGUUUUAAGUAGUAAGUGAAAUAAACAUUUCAGUUCCAAAAAAUGUGGAAUUUACUGUCCAUAAUUUGUGGUUUCAGGCAUUGAAGGGAUAAUUAUGACAGCUGUUGAGCAAUAUACAGUGUAGUAAAGAUAAAGCCCAGAUUUUAAACUUGGUCUAAAUUUAGACAUCUAAAAACCUUUCAUUUUUAGACCUGUGGUAGCCUUAAUUUAGACCAGUUGUCUAGGCUACAUUUAGACGUCUAUUAACCUUUUUGAGACCAAAAAAUGCUCAGUGGGGUUUCUUGUCCAGCAUCCUUAAAUGUCUUGUUUAAAAUAUUUAGAAAAUGUUUAUUUUUAUCAGAGUUUUUAAGGAAAUUUAGAAGAACAGUUAUUCGUAAGUGACUCUAGUUCCCUCCGUGGAUACCCAGCUGACUCUACCUCACUGUGAUUUCCUUCAGGUGGCUCGGGAUGUGGAUGGAUCUGGAAACUACUUCAUUCUGACCCAUAAGCACGUGGCACAGAUCCAUCCUCUGUCCGCAUACAGAUCAAGGAGUCCCAAACUGGGCCUGCCGGAGUGGGUGCUCUUCCACGAACACUCAUUCUCUGAAGACAACUGCCUCCGCACCGUCUCCCACAUAACACCGGGGCAGUGAGUCUCAGUCUUGUUCAUAGUUUUGCUCCUUAACUGUUCACUUGUUUUGUGUUCGCAUAACAGAGCACACAGUCUUUUCAUCUUGACUGAUUGGGCUUGAAAAUAAUCAGACAGACACAUUCCCUCUCCCCUGUGGGCCAUAUGUAAAAUCCCAGUUCAUGCCAGUUGUGAGGGGAGGUAUCAUAAUCCUGUCUGCGAGUAUCAGCUGCUUGGAGAGGGGAUUAUGGGUUGCACAGAUCCCUGGGAAUGUGGGAGCUGCAGAUUAAUGGAGGAAGAGAAAGCUCUGCAGACUUUGUCAUGCUCUCUUAAGUUCCACAUGCUAAAUUAUGGGAUCCCCUUUCACUGUAGUUUGAAUAAUGUAAGCAGAGGACACUGUAAAUCUCUCUAAAUGCUGUAAAUCUUCUCUCAAACAAAAGAGGGUGUCAAUCAAACACAAUUCAAAUCGGAAUUAAAUUUGCAAAUGAAAAUUAAAUUUACUUCCGUUUUGCCACUGCUCUCUUGACCGAUCUCAUCCUUCCCUCCCCCCCGACUAGGUUCAUUGAAAUGGCGCCGCAGUAUUUCUUCUACAAUCUACCACCUAGUGAGAGCAAAGACAUCCUCCAGAAUAUUUUGAACCACGGAGCAACUCGAUACCGAGAGGAGAAACACCCGACCUCUAAAGAAGAACCCCGAGAGGACCAGAGUUAUGACCGCUGUGUCGUACAGUGA